Messenger RNA from Penicillium hordei, 282 nucleotides. RefSeq names its product ATPase AAA-type core. The record is from RefSeq and is a predicted model, not a curated record. Lineage: Eukaryota; Fungi; Ascomycota; Eurotiomycetes; Eurotiales; Aspergillaceae. The transcript is spliced from 2 exons. Bases 1 to 282 code for a protein of 93 amino acids.
AUGGACAAUCACCUCUACGUUCACCGGAACAGGACCGAGCACGGUCGCGUUCUUUACACCGUUCGAAACCCCGAAGCGAAAGCCCAUCCCGAAGCCUUACCCGGAGUCCAUCACAAGGACGACGCGAUCGCUAUCGUUCAAAAACUCGAUCCCGAUCCCCUUCUCGUGGCAGAACCCGAUCUCGCAGUCGCAGUCGAGGUGGUCGCCGUUACAAUAGCCGGAGCGAAAGCCGCUCACUUACUCCCAACCCUAGCCCUCCAAGAAGUUCUAAGAUCGUGGUAG